ACAAACUUUAUUUAAAGGGUGGUUUUUAAACACAGAAGAUCAGCGAUAACGCGCCUUCCACGCUUAUGCAUUUCAACCCUUUUAUUAGUGGUAUUUUAAAGGUAUGCAUUUGAUUCUGAUGAUAAGGCGAAUGUUUCUAUCCAGCAAACUUAUCAAAACGUGUACCGUUUAAUGGGUGAGUUUAAAUAGUUCGAUACUAUUUGGGCGUUAAACCAAAGUAGCACAUGUGCAGAAAGAAAGCAAGUAUUCUGUAUAGUAUAACAUUUUUAAAAGGUGUUAAGGAGGCAAUAUUAACAGACGGAACUAUGCCGUGUUGUGGCACUCCGGUUGUAUUAUGAUGUAACACCUACUGUCGGAUGUGAUUUGAGAGAAAUUCAACAAAGCAGUUCCUAGUUAGGAGAGUAAGAUCUGUUUUCUUUUCAACAAAGACUAACGUGGUUUUAUAUUUUAGGUUACAAUAAUGUCUCCGGGAGGUUUGUGACUUAAUAUUAUUAGUUCAGAGUCGUGUAGAAAGCUAACAGAGCGUUAUUUGGCUAGCCGUUAGCUAACCAACCACUCUGUGCGUCUGUAAAAUCGCUCCUUCCAACUACACUGACCGCGUCGCGGUUUUAGUUGUAUUUCAAACAUGACGGGUUUGGGCAGCAGGCUGUUCUGCAAGGUCGGCAAGCUUUGUGAACACAUCCCUGUGCUUCUCAACACCUUCCUGGUGUUCUCCAUAACCGGGGAGGUGAGCUACCUGGUGCUGGUGGAGGCUCCGCUGGAGGCGGAGCAAAAGAAGACGGUGUGGUCCACCUGGUGGAAAGCGCUGCACCUGCUGAGCCAGUACUUCAUGUUGGGGAACAUCUGCUGGAACGCCUUUCUCUUCCUGAAAACCAGCCCCAGCAUCAAGGGAGUGUUUCUAGGAGGAGAUGGCCUUGGGCAGGGCUGGAGGUACUGUUACACUUGCGAGACACACACCCCUCCACGUUGCUCCCACUGCUACGACUGCAAGGUGUGCGUUCUGCGGCGGGAUCACCACUGCGUCUUCUUUGGCCAGUGUGUCGGCUUCCGCAACUACCGCUACUUCCUGAGCUGCUUGCUGUUCAUGUGGUCGGGGCUGCUGUACGCCAUGAUGAUGAAUGCUGAGGUCUUCAUAGUCAUACUGAAGGAGGGCGUGACUCUGCACAGCAUCCUGCUGCUGCUCAUACCCUGGAUCAUGCUUGUUUCAGGCCAGGUUUCAGCGCGGGCCUUCGCCUUUGCCUUCAUCGCUGACACGUGCGUCGUGGGUUUUCUGCUCGUCUCCGCCUUCUUCUUCUUCCACCUCUUCUUGAUGUUUCGAGGUCAGACCACCAGGGAGUGGUACUCUUCUCGCCGCCCCUAUAGCUUGGGUCUCCUUGGCAACCUGCACCACAUGCUGGGCCUUCGCUGGUACAUCUGUUGGCUCUCCCCACUCAUCCCAUCACCGCUCCCUGGAGACGGGAUAAACUUCCAGGUUACAGGAUCGCUGGAACCCUCCCAAUAACAUGCAGAGGUCUGAACGGACCCUAAAGCUUUACUUUAGUGGUGGUGGUUAAUGCUGACAAGAGCUGCAGCAGGAAAAUUACCUCAUUUUAAGAGGAGGUAGCUUUGGAUGGGAUGACGGUUAGAUACUUGGUGGUUCUUUUGUCAUUUUGAAGUUAUUUGUCAGCCUUUUAGCUGUGUUGAGGAGGGAAAUCAGGGGUGAUUCUGAAGAUAAUUUUUGCACUGGUUAGGGCUAACCUCAUAAAAUUAUUUAGUUCUUUACAACACUGAGCACUGAACAUAUGUUUAAAAUGGUACUGAAAUAAGAAUGUAAUGUAUCAGUCAUUAACAGUAAAUGUAGACUAAUAAAUCUUUGUUAAUAGACAUAUUCAGCACUCACGAAUGUGGCGAUGUAGCUAAAUUAUGGGGUUAUUUUUCCUAAAAACCUAAGCUGCCUGAAUCAGAGUCUUACUCAGAUUUGUUUUGCACUUUUCCUGAUUAAACUACAGGAUCUUUUUAAUCAACUUCUGAGCAGCUGCUGAGUGUAUCACAGACCCUCAGUGGGGGCUAUUUCAAGUUCAACAAAAAUGUAUUUACUAGAGAUGCACAGAGGAAUAGGCUGUCGAUCAGAAUAGGAUGAUUUUUAGCUUAAUCAACCUCACAAGUGAUCAGGAACUGAAACAUUUGACUUAUUCUGAUCUGCACCAGGCUGCACUGACCACAUCACUCCUCAGUGUGGAGGCUGUUACUAAGUGGAGAAGGUAUUUUCAGUAUCAUUAAGAUGUUUAAAGUCAAAAGUAGAGCGAAACACAGACAUGUAUGAUGUUAUUUAAAAGGAACCCAUUUUGUAUGAGAUGUUUAAACGUAUGAGGUUUAUUUAGGCUGUGAGAGAGAGCAAGACCUGCACCUGAUAUCAGGAAGGCCUAGCAAAGUUGCUCUCUUUUAUUCUUUUCAGCUUUCAGCCUCUGUUUGCCAGGGAACAUGCUGGAUUUAGAAACGUUUGAAAAUCCCAAUUAAGGUUCUGCAUUCUCUAAGGAAUACACACAGAGAUGGAUGUGUUCAGUUAUUAAUAUUAACCACACUAAGUGCUAAUAUAUGAUGAUAACAAUGGUUUUAAUUCUUUGGUGACAAAAACAUGCGGACAGGAUAUCAGGAGGUUUUUUAAAAAUAAGUUAUGAUAGAAGCCCACGCAGUCUUUCUGUGCUAGAAACUACAAAGAAAGCGGAGCCUUUGUGUAAGUUAGCCCACAUCUGUCUCACUUUGCCCUGACCCUGUUUCUAUUAAAUUACAUAUAUAAAGUAGAAUGUAAGCUGCAUUGAACUAAUUCACGUCGUGUAUUAUUUUGCCACAGACCAUAGAUAUGUUUACAAGAACUCCUCUCUCACAAACAAUCAGAUGUCAACUCUGCUUUUAAUAUAAAAAAAGCAUUGACCAGUCACUGUAGGAUGGCUUUAAGAAAUCUUUUGCAUAUUUUUAAUUAUGGCUUUUAAAGAGAUCAGAAUUGGCUAAAAUUGUUAUCGGCAGGUUGGAGUUGGAUCAGAAAUCAGCUGCAAACCUCCAUUUGGGGCAUCUCUGGUUUUCACAUUUAUUCACAUCUCUCAGAAACAGUACAUAGUGUACAUCUCAUGUUUUAGUUUACAGACUGAUGUAAUGUAAAGUCAUCUGACAAAUCCAGUAUUUAAAAUGAUUUUAUGAUGGUGA
Molecule: messenger RNA, 3180 nt
Organism: Girardinichthys multiradiatus
Lineage: Eukaryota; Metazoa; Chordata; Actinopteri; Cyprinodontiformes; Goodeidae
Gene: zdhhc24
Product: zinc finger DHHC-type containing 24
Exons: 3
Coding region: 626-1501 (291 amino acids)
Biological process (GO): peptidyl-L-cysteine S-palmitoylation; protein targeting to membrane
Cellular component (GO): Golgi apparatus; endoplasmic reticulum
Molecular function (GO): protein-cysteine S-palmitoyltransferase activity
Source: RefSeq, a predicted model, not a curated record